AUGUCCAUGGAGGGUCUGUGUACGGAGUUCAUGCGGCUCCGUCAGCACAUAUACGUCGACGAAAGCAAGCUCUGUAGAAUCACGGCUGGCACCCGGCAUUGGGAACUGGAUCCGUUCGACGAUCUGGGCAACGAUAGUGACUCUGUGGAUCACGAAGACGAUAUGGAGGAAGACGAUGGGUCUGCUGCGCACCUCGCGCAUUGGUUGGGGAGGAUGACAGAAAACGAGGUAUUGAAGAGCCCGAGAGAGGACGUGCUUUGGUGGUUGGUGGAGCUGCAGAGGGAGCUGAUCAAGCUUGAUAAGAAGAUCGGGGAGCUUUGGUUGGAGGAAGAUUGA
This is a messenger RNA of Dacryopinax primogenitus, 336 nucleotides long. RefSeq lists its product as uncharacterized. The coding region runs from base 1 to 336 and encodes 111 amino acids. NCBI's taxonomy places the organism in Eukaryota, Fungi, Basidiomycota, Dacrymycetes, Dacrymycetales, Dacrymycetaceae. The transcript has 2 exons. The record is from RefSeq and is a predicted model, not a curated record.